AUGAGGUUGUAUUCUAGAACUCUGAGCGCCUUUGUUUUGGUGAUAUUCACACAUUCUCAACAGCAUGUAGCAAAACGCCGGAGCUUCUUAUCGGAUUUAGAGAAGAUUAAUGAUUUCGUCUCAGACCGCAUUGACGCCCUGAAAAGCAUCCUCAUGUGCGUCGAUGCUCCUGGACCACGACAGAAGAUUGGUAUGAAGUAUCGAAAUUUACCGAGGUCUUUGGACAUGAAAGGAUAUAAAGCAUCCUUGUAUUCAACUGAGGAGAACUCGUGGUUUGAUAAGAAUGGAAAAGUGCGUUUCGAUGGAGCUGACAUUGAGAUAUUGCGUGAGCUACGCAAAUUGGGAAUUCACUGGAUUCCACCAACAAAAAAAAUUCAGGGAAAAUUUCAAGUGAUCGAGGAUGUUUCACUACACCCAGUUUCCCUCGCUUCCUGUUGGAAUUCGGAAUGGAUCAAAUCAAGAGAAUUCACUGUUGUGAUAAAACAGUCCGAUGAUUAUCUGGUGGUGCGGAGAGCUGGGCGCGUACCCUUUGGACUGGUGCUGCUUCUGCCCUUGGAGACGGCAUCCUGGUACGCAUUGGUUGCUACCAUAUUUCUAUUGGUGCUGGCUUGGAUGACGGUUCGAACAGUUCGUCUUCACAUAAUAGGCGUUAUUGCUGCACUCAUUGAUAUUCAGGAGAUAGUAUUAACAGGAGGUUUAUCAAGGACACUACAAUGUGCAUCACAACGCAUCGUUGUUCUCUGCGGAAUUCUGUUAAGUAUCGUAGGAGGCAAUGCUUACACGGGUCUUUUGCUUGGAUUUUUGACAGUCCCUCAAUACUUCAAUGAACUUAAUACCAUAGAAGAAGCUAGAGGUGCAACUGACCGCUUAUACAUUGUUUCAACCUACAAAGAUUUGCUUGAACAGAGGACUGAUCUUCAAAAAAUAGUAAAAAAUAUUACAGUUAUAAAAACGACAGACGAAAGAGAUGACGCCAUUAAAGACAUUAUUCAAACAGGAAAAGCUGCUACUAAAGGCCCCUGA
This is a messenger RNA of Gryllus bimaculatus (two-spotted cricket), 1023 nucleotides long. NCBI's taxonomy places the organism in Eukaryota, Metazoa, Arthropoda, Insecta, Orthoptera, Gryllidae. The record is from the annotation of a GenBank genome assembly.